CGUGUCCCAGAUAAAAUAAAGAACUAUGAUACUUACAAAACAAGAAUUGUUAGAGUGAAUCAUCAUCAUCUAUAUACAAGAAAAACUAAAGAGCUUGAUCUGGAACCCAACUGGGCCAUUGCUGAUCUUGAUUCUUGAAAGAUAUAUAGACACACAUAUAUGAUGCUACACGAUAAUGGGGAUGCACCUUCUCGGUUUGAAUUGUUGGAUAUCGUUAAGAAGCAUUCAGUGUUAUUACGGAAAGAGUCUGUUGACGAUCAAGAUGUUUCUGAUGUGGAAAAGAAUCACGGAUUUUGGCAUGAUGUCAUGGAACUGUAUUUUGUGACUGGUAAGGAGGCAAGGAGACGGUUGGAUGAUGAUCUCAUAUUCUUUGUUAGGAAAACGAGCAUGGAUGGGUUUGAAUUCAUUGACAGUGCAGAGGACGACUCCCCUUACUUUGUGCGCAGGUGGGCACCUGAGUUGAAUAAUUUAGUGGAGAAGAAUGCAGUAAACGUGGACUGGAGAUGCUCAUUUUACUUGAACUUAAUUGCGCACUCUUCGUUUAGUGUAACAGUGUUAAUUUGCAGUCAUCAGGCUCUUCAGAAUUAUCAAAGUGGUGAAACAACAUCGAUAUCUCCCAUAUGUAAGGUUGUGAAAACUGUUUAUGCAUCUCCAGACCGUGUAAAUUUCCAUGUAGACUCAAGGAAGGAAGUAGAGACAACUCCUUCCUAUCCAGAUGUAUGUUUUGCAGUUGAUGAUUUUGAUUCCACUUUUGAUGCAAUGGUGCUAACUGAUGUCGACCAUUGUUUCUGUGUUCUCCUACAUGCACACGGUGGAGCAGCUUUUCCUAGUGAAACAAUAUCACAAGAUUCUAGUUCUAGUGACAAUUCUUCAGCAAAUUCCGGAAAUGAUACAGGAAAAACAAAGCAUCCAAAGGUCACACUUUUCUCAGGAUUUGUCAGCUAUCAAAUUGUCCGAGAAGCAAGCGAUGCUGGUAAAUCUGGAUUCAGUAGUCUUUUGUCAAUUGGUCAUACGUCUGGCAAGACACACAAGCUACACAUGAAAGGUCCUGGAGGUCGUGGGGAAGUUGAAGUGGCCAUUUCUGGUGUUUUAGAUGGAAGCAUGCAGGGAAUACCCUCUUAUUCGUCAGCGAAAUCGUCUAAGAAAAAAUCUCGAAUCAGAGAAACAGUACGUAAAGCAGCGAUUGUAGCAUCUGCGACCGCGAAGCAUGUAUAUGCAGCUGGUGAAAGCCAGAGUUCUGACAAAACGCAUCCACUGAAGUGCUGUUUGAUGUCCAUAUCAUUGCCCUGGGAAUGUAUUGCUUACGACCUCUUAUUUAAGGGAAAUAUACAGGCGAACUUGCAAGUGGCUGAUACUUAGGAUCUUCAAGAAAAAUGUAAAUACGUUGUUCCGGUUGUUUUAUAUAGAAUAGGAAUCCACAUCUUCAAGGAGAAGAAACACAAGCGGGGAGGUUCAUGCAGCAUGGAGAAGGAAAAUGAUACAUUUGAAAAAGACACUGAUAUUUAUUUCCUUGGAUGUUAUAGGAAAUAGAACAAAGAUAUACCAGUGAAGAUGGUAACAAGGAAAUGUAAGCAGAUGUAAUAAUAUAUGUUACUAGUUAGUCGACAUAAGAUUAUUUAUGAAAGCAAUUUGAUGUUUAAUACUGUAGAACUUUGCUUGAGCCCGAGGAUUUAUUUUAUCAGCUGACUUAUCUC
Molecule: messenger RNA, 1694 nt
Organism: Daucus carota subsp. sativus
Lineage: Eukaryota; Viridiplantae; Streptophyta; Magnoliopsida; Apiales; Apiaceae
Exons: 12
Coding region: 160-1359 (399 amino acids)
Source: RefSeq, a predicted model, not a curated record